CACAUGUGAAAAAUCAAAGUAAAGAGAAACCCUAUGAAUGUAAGGAAUGUGGGAAGGCCUUCAGUUGUCCCUCUUCCUUUAAAGCACAUGUAAGGGAUCACAAUGGUAAGGUGCAAUAUGAAUGUAAGGAGUGUGGGAAGGCCUAUAGUCAUUCCUCAUCCCUCACUGAACACCUAAGAACUCACAGUGGAGAAAAGCCUUAUGAGUGUGAGGAAUGUGGGAAAGCCUUCAUUAGUUCUUCCUCUCUUACAGUACAUAGAAGAACUCACACUGGUGAGAAACCUUAUGAAUGUAAAAAAUGUGGGAAAGCCUUUAUUCGUUUUUCAGGUCUUAGUAGUCACAUGAGAAUCCACACUGAGGAAAAACCCUAUGAAUGUAAGGAAUGUGGGAAGGCAUUUCGACAUUCUUCAUCCCUUACUAUGCAUACAAGAAUGCACACUGGAGAAAAACCCUUUGAAUGUCUGGAGUGUGGAAGAGCUUUCAGUUCUCCCUCAUCCUUUGGGAGACAUGUGAAAAACCAUACAGGAGAUAAACCAUAUGAAUGUAAGGAGUGUGGGAAAGCCUUCAUUUAUUCUUCCUAUCUUACAGUACAUAGAAGAACUCACACUGGAGAGAAACCUUAUGAAUGUAAAAAAUGUGGGAAAGCCUUUAUUUCUUUCUCAGCUCUUAGUAUCCAUAUGAGAAUCCACACUGAGGAAAAACCCUAUGAAUGUAAGGAAUGUGGGAAAGCAUUUCGACAUUCUUCAUCCCUUACUAUACAUGCAAGAAUGCAUACUGGAGAAAAACCCUUUGAAUGUCUUGAGUGUGGAAGAGUUUUCUUUUCUUCCUCAUCCUUUGGUAUACAUGUGAGAAGCCAUACUGGAGAGAAACCAUAUGAAUGUAAGGAAUGUGGGAAAGCCUUCAUUUCUUCUUCCCUUCUUACAGUACAUAGAAGAACUCACACUGGAGAGAAACCUUAUGAAUGUAAAAAAUGUGGGAAAGCCUUUAUUCGUUCUUCAGGUCUUAGUAGCCACAUGAGAAUCCACACUGAGGAAAAACCCUAUGAAUGUAAGAAAUGUGGGAAGGCAUUUCGACAUUAUUCGUCCCUUACUAUACAUGUAAGAAUGCACACUGGAGAAAAACCCUUUGAAUGUCUUGAGUGUGGAAGAGCUUUCAGUUCUUCCUCAUCCUUUGGAAUACAURUGAGAAGCCAUACUGGAGAGAAACCAUAUUAAUGUAUGGAAUGUGGGAAAGCCUUUAUUUGUCCAGCCUACUUUCGAAGCCAUUUGAAAGUUCACACAAGGGACAACAUAUAAAUGUAAGGAGUAAGGGAAUCUCUGCAAGACUUUUUCUGAACUAAUGGAAUUUGUGAAGUCUCAUACUGUGGAGACAGUAUAAAUGUGAGAAAGUAGGAGAUUAUCACUUAUUCUUUUGAAUAGUUGAGUACAACUGAGAGAAACCCUGUGUUUGUAAGCUAUAUGGUAAAACCUUUUGAUUUUGAACAUAACUUGUGCCGCAGUCCAGCAGGGCUGUGCAAAGUAGCCGGGGCGACAAGCAACUUGUGAAAGUUGAAACAGCGGGAGCCACUGUAUUCAGACCAGCAGAGGUAUAUAUACCCAAGUAAAUACAGACAGCUUAUCUCAAUUAACAUCAUCCAGUUACAUCAAGCAGUCAUUAAGCAAUCCUCAUCAUCUUAAUAAUUAGGCACAGCCUAA
This is a messenger RNA of Urocitellus parryii (Arctic ground squirrel), 1694 nucleotides long. The record is from RefSeq and is a predicted model, not a curated record. NCBI's taxonomy places the organism in Eukaryota, Metazoa, Chordata, Mammalia, Rodentia, Sciuridae.